Molecule: messenger RNA, 429 nt
Organism: Ruditapes philippinarum (Manila clam)
Lineage: Eukaryota; Metazoa; Mollusca; Bivalvia; Venerida; Veneridae
Product: protein qua-1-like
Exons: 2
Coding region: 1-429 (142 amino acids)
Source: RefSeq, a predicted model, not a curated record
AUGAUGAUGAUGCGUGGUGAUGGUGGAGGUGAUAAUGAUAAUGGGGAUUAUGAUGAUAAUUGUGGCAGAAAAGAUGGUGGUGGUUUUGGUGGUGUGAUAGUGGUGGUAGUAAUGUCGAUGGUGGUGGUUGUGAUUGUAGGUGGUGAUGAUGACAGCUGUGGUGGUAAUGAGGAUGGUGGUGAUGGUUGUAAUGAUGAUCAUUGCGUUGAUAAAGAUGGUGGUGUUGGUGGUGGUAAUGAGGAUGGUGGUGAUGGUAAUGUUAAUGGUUUUAGGGAUAAUGAACGUUGUGGUGAUGAUGGUGAUAAUGAUGGUGAUGAUAGUGGUGGUGGCAAUGGUGAUGAUAAUUGUUGUAACGGUGAUGAUGGUUGUGAUUGCAAUGAUGAUGGGUCUAGUGGUUGUGAUGAUGUUGUUGAUUAUAAAGAUGUUUAA